UUAUCGUAUUUUCGUAUUUUAAUUAUCAUGAAAUGACUUAAACUUGAAAACUUUCCAGUUAUCGUUUCUGAAAGCAUUUCUUUCCUUUGUCCCUCCUUCCAACUCCUUCGACAUCUCACUUGGCUCACUUGAAUUUCAUCCUAUUCCUACAACAUUCACUCUUUAUAUCUUGUUAUGAGCUUGACUUUUGACAAUUUGUUGACGAGUUUCCAAACUUUCAAAUCUCAUGAUAUUCUGCUUUGUCAUUUUCAAUGCAACCUUGUUAUUGUCAAUGGUAUGAAUUUGGUUUGCAAAAUUACGCGCUAAAUUUAUAAAUCGUGUUUACAGUCACCAGAAAUACCAACAGUUCAUUCGAUUUUCUUCAUUUGGUUUAAUUUUAUCCAUUUCAACUUUUCCUUUGUCAAUUGUUUUUAUCGUAUUAUCGUAUUAUUAUUGUAAAUCUGUAUAUUUGGAAACAAAAGGACAGCAGUUAUGGCUCCAGUUGAAUCGACCAGUUUAAUCAACAGACCAACCAGUGACAAGAAAUCAUCCAUUUCAACUUUAAGUUUACCAAUUAACGAGGUCAAUCUAUUGAAUGAAUUCCGAUCUUUACUAUCAACUCAUCCCAAGACGAAAGAAUAUGAUUUUAAUGACAAAAUAUGCCUUAAAUUUCUUCGUUCCCGUGAUUAUGAUCUUUGCGAAUCGCUAAAGGUUCUAUCAGGUUUCGUUGAUGUAGCUGAAGAGAGACCAGAUAUUUUUUCCUGGAGCGAUAAUAUUAAAAAGGUCAUCUCAUCUGGUAUGUACUAUCACUAUCCGGUCAAGACUCCAAAUGGUUGUAAAUUGUUGAUCAAUCAUCCUGGCUGUUGGGAUACUAGGUCAUUUAAGAUUACGGAUAUUAUAAGUGCAACGCUUUUCUUUGAUGAAAUGAGCCUUCUGGAUGAAGAUGUUCAAAGAAACGGUUUUAUUGGUGUUAUCGAUAUGAGAGGCCUUGGUUGGAGUCACAUCUAUAAUGUCGGUUUGACCAAUGCCAAACUGGCUUCCGAUUUAACUGAUAAAUAUAUUCCAUUUAAACUAAUCAACCUUCAUGUUGUUUAUGAGAAUCGACUCACAGAUAUGGCUUACUCGUUGUUUAAACCCUUUUUGGAUGAGAGAUUAAAAAAGCGCAUAAUCUUCCAUGGACAUGAUUUGACCAGUCUUUACAAGUAUGUGCCGCAAUCGUGUUUGCCUCCUUCCUUUGGUGGGACCAAUGUUGAUUUUUCAGCAGAUUAUUACAAUGAACAGUUGGAAUCUCAUAAGGAGCAGAUUUUAAAAAUAUGGGAAAGUCUUAAGAAAAAGAAAAGUGUAAAUAAAAAAUAAUGACACAAUUUUCAUGUUUCAGUAAAUUCAAAUAUAUAUUCAAA
Molecule: messenger RNA, 1379 nt
Organism: Tetranychus urticae (two-spotted spider mite)
Lineage: Eukaryota; Metazoa; Arthropoda; Arachnida; Trombidiformes; Tetranychidae
Product: alpha-tocopherol transfer protein-like
Cellular component (GO): membrane
Molecular function (GO): phosphatidylinositol bisphosphate binding
Source: RefSeq, a predicted model, not a curated record